This is a messenger RNA of Heterotrigona itama, 495 nucleotides long. The record is from the annotation of a GenBank genome assembly. NCBI's taxonomy places the organism in Eukaryota, Metazoa, Arthropoda, Insecta, Hymenoptera, Apidae.
AUGUUCCAAAAUAUAAAUGACUUUAAAGAAUUUAAAGAACUUUGUCGCAAAGACAAAGUUCAAUUUCACACAUAUACCAUCAGUUCCGAAAAAGUUCUUACUGUAGUGCUCAAGGGACUAGUAAAACUGCCCGAUAAAGCAAUUAUAAACAACCUGAAAAGACAAGAACUAAACCCCUUAAACUACAUCGAAAUACCCACACCUACUAGAUAUCCUAUCUAUCGAGUCACCUUCGUACUAGGUACGACCUUCGCGAAAGUGAAACAUAUAAGAAAACUUGAAAGUAUAUUGGGAGAAAUUCGACUCGAAGAAACCGACAAUGCUACCGAUGUCAAGCCCACAGACACUCUUCAACCAAUUGUAAUAAGAAGGCAAAAUAUGUUAAAUGUGCUGGACUUCACGACUCCAGAGAAUGCACCAGAUAAACAUGUACGAACUGUAAAGGAAGCCACCCAGCCAACUACUCUCAAUGUUCGGUGCUACUCGCAUUUCUAG